Penicillium subrubescens is the source of this 3333-nucleotide messenger RNA. RefSeq lists its product as uncharacterized. The transcript is spliced from 2 exons. The record is from RefSeq and is a predicted model, not a curated record. NCBI's taxonomy places the organism in Eukaryota, Fungi, Ascomycota, Eurotiomycetes, Eurotiales, Aspergillaceae. The coding region runs from base 1 to 3333 and encodes 1110 amino acids.
AUGCUAGCUUCUUUGCUGCGUCCAAAAGCCCGGCGCCAGCAGAUUGAUCAGACUCCGUUUUCUUUCUCGUCGCCGCUAGCACCCAGCGACAGCUCCCCAUGGUAUCGAGCAGCACGCCGUCGAGGCGCACAACGCGCGCGACGGGCCGGAGACAGCGAGUAUGAACACGCGCCGGAGCUCCAAGAGAUUGACGAGGACAUGGACCAAGAUUGGGUUGGGGAGGAGGAUGAAGAGGAUCACGAGGACGAUGGUCCCUUGGAAUCAACUCCGCUCCUCCCCAUAUUCUCGGCGUCGCAUCUCGAUGCCCUCCCCGUGUACGACCUCACACAUGCGAUCCGUCCACUAAUCGCCUCCCGAUGUGAAACCACCUUGACCUGGGACCAGCUGCGUUCCCCGCAGGUGUCUCAAUUUCUAGUCAAGCCUAUCCAACAAAAGCUCAUGUCCGCCCACUUUUCGCGAGCCACACUCUAUGCUUUGAUGGCCAACUGCCUACAGUUCGAAAAGGAAAUUCAUCUCAAUCCCGGAAACAGCGGUGCUAGUCAGACUCGGGCCAUGGUCAGCGAGCUGCUUGCGAUUAAGCUGCUGAGAGAAUACACAACCAGAGAAUUGAUCGAUGCCCUGUCGUACGAGUUCUACCCCCUCCAGGGUCAAGAUUCGACCACUGCAUGGGCUUCAGGUCUUCAAGGGAAGCGAUUGGCGGGAACGGGUCGCGUCUCCUGCCUCGAGGUCGCCAUUCGGGCCCAGGCGAAGCGGUUCCUUGCCCAUCCAGUGGUGGUGCAGCAAUUGGAGGCGAUCUGGGCUGGAACCAUUGUCUUCCACUCUGCGGCUGAUCAUCUACACCGGCGAGCUCAUCAAACUGCUGUGCGCGGUGCAAUGGGAUACGGAACCUCGGCAGAUUUCCGUGGCGACCAGACACCUUUCCCGGGGAACGCGACGUUCCGUCGAUCGGUGACUCUAUACAACCCACGAGAUGCCUCACUAUUCAAACUCUCCCGGUUGCGAGUACCGCGCUACCGCCAGUUCUUGUCCACGCUUUCUUUUGCAGUCCUGUUGGGUCUUUUUCUAGCCGUUCUCCAACAACGCAGUCGGCAGAUUACAUCCCUCGAGGUCGUUUUCUGGUUCUGGAGUGCGGGCUUCAUGCUCGAUGAGAUUGUUGGUUUCAAUGAGCAAGGUUUCAGUCUUUAUUUGAUGAGCUUCUGGAAUUUGUUCGACCUGGGCAUCUUGCUACUGCUGGUUUGCUACUAUUGUCUUCGGAUUUACGGCACCUUUUUAACCUACCCGAGAAAUCGCCUGGUUGCCAAUCAAGCAUACGACGUUCUGGCUGCCAAUGCAGUGCUUCUGUUCCCUCGCCUCUUUUCAAUCCUCGACCACUACCGCUACUUCUCGCAACUGCUGAUUGCAUUCCGUAUCAUGGCGUCCGAUCUUAUUGCGGUCUUCGUUUUGAUUGUCAUUGCCUGCAGUGGUUUCUUCGUUGCCUUCCUGUCCUUUGGAUCGGACAACUCUCCAAACACCGUGGCCUACGCCUUGUUCCAGAUGCUCAUGGGAUUUACCCCUACUGCAUGGGCAAUGUGGGAGGAGUAUAACUCACUCGGCAGAAGCAUCCUGACGGUCUUCCUCUUCAUCUGUCACUUCGUGGUAGUUACUAUUCUUAUCACCGUUCUCACAAAUUCCUUCAUGAGAAUCGUUCAAAAUGCGAACCAAGAGCACCAAUUCUUGUUUGCUGUCAACACAAUCUCCAUGGUCAAGUCCGAUGCACUCUUCUCCUACGUGGCCCCGGCCAAUAUCAUUGCCUGGCUAGUCACACCGUUCAGGUAUCUGAUGCCAUUCCGCCAAUUCAUUCGACUGAAUCGGACGAUCAUCAAGAUCACUCACCUCCCGGUUCUGUUCACAAUAUGCUUUUACGAAAAGAUGAUCCUAAGCUCCCAGGUGGUCGAGCCGAUGGAUCUUGUGGAGGCAACCGCCCGCACGGAGACCCCUGGGCAGGCUGAAAAUUGGCGACCCAGCCGGUUCCGUGCUUUCAGUAAUCGGGCCCGCCUCGUGCGAGAACCCUCCGUUGCGACGUAUCAGAAGGAUCAGGCGCUCGAGGAGGUGUUCCGACGACCAUUUGGAGAUAAGCGCCCAAGCAGCAUCCGAGAUCGCCAGAAAAGCACUGUCAUCAAAGAUUGGAUGCAGGAAAUUGGCUCCGGUCCGGCUCAUACCCCAGACGAGCAGGAUUCGGCUGCGGGUGACCUUCUAGAGAUUCCAGUUCGACGGAUGCGAUUCCCAUUCCGAAAGUCCUUGACAGGCCAUGGACGUGACUUUACGGAGACGACUCGUUCUGUGGCAUCGAACCCUGAAGAUCGGACUAGCCGUAUGGCCAGUCCUGUCUUCCAACACCAUGGGCGAGAAUCAAUUUCACCCAGUCGCACUCGACAACUCUCCCAUCACACCGAUAUGGAAGGUGACGAUGAGCUUACCAGCGACGACGACCAUGAUUCCCAUGACAAACAGUCUGAUAAGGGUUCUGGCAGUGAUGACAAACUAAGUCCGAUCGGCAACAGCGAGAAGACCACCCCCAAAUUCUACAGCUCUCGGCCAUCAACGGCACGAGUCUUAUCCCGUCGCGCCAGUCCUACACGCCGCCCAAAACACAGCCGAACUGUCUCCGGGGCCACUAUGCUCUACAAUCCCAUCGGGUCGCCAAACUUGGGAACCGAUGGCCAAACCACGCCUCCGAGAGAUGAUAACGGUUCUUCCGACGGCGAAGAUCGCCUGCCCUUCGUGUCUACAUCCGUGGACCAAGGCACGAUUAAUCGGGCAGCCCUUGCCCGCAAUUUAAGCUUGAACCCAAUGUCAGUCCCCAAGAUUGAUGGGCUCUACUUAUCAGAUCGACCUCUCUCCAAGCGCCGCCAACGGUCGCGGUCGCUGCUGUUCGACCUGGGAUCUGACCUGGGCGACAACAAGGCAGUUGCUGGUGCCUUUGGCGGUGCUGUCCCAUCCAGCUUCAAUACUCAGCUGGCAUUUGCUACUGGAGGCCUCCGCCGUGACGGCCCCAGCCAAGCACAAACCCAAGACAUGCUGAGCAAGCUGGUGCUAGCGCGGAUGAAUAAUAUCGAAGAGGGCUUCCGGGAGGUGAUCAAAGAAGUCAAAGAUCUCCGCCUCGCCGGGUCCAGUCGCAGUCGUAGCCAUAGCCGCAGCAGGCCGAAAGAGAUGCGCCCCCUUACCGCUCGGGACAAGAAGAAGGUUACGGAGAAGAAGGAUUCCAAAAAGCGAAGACCUAGCUCGGCAGAGAACCCGUGGGGACAGGACCAGCGGAAUAAGCAACUGGCCAAGGAAUCCCAUUCGAGUCAAUAA